CAAGAAGUGCGACCCCAAAAUGACAAAGUGUCCGAGCAGCGCGCGCGCGUUCUCGCUCGAGCGUUGGUGCUGAAGUGGAGCGCUUCUAAGACCUGCAGCACGCGCCUUUUCCUCAAGAAGCGAGCCAUCUUAUCAAUCUGACAAGAUCUUUCCAUCGCCUUCACACUUCACUUUGCUGAUCGACACUCACUCGCGCAUCACCUCCACCCAUUCGACAGUCGAUCUGCGGGCGUUGACGGCUCACGAUGGCUGUCCUCGAACAGAUCCGCGGUCGCCAGACUGAGCAGCACACUGCGGAGGCCUUUGCAGUCACUGACCAUGUUGGCGGAAAGUCGCCUGUCGAAACAUCUCACUCCAAGGAUGAAAACUCGGACAGCGACGCGUUGAGUCUCGAAGCUCAGAACGACAAGGAGGUUCAGCAACACCCAGAUCAAGUCACUGCCGAUGCCCCCGAAGGUAUUCAGAAGGCAGAAGCUGCCGCCCUUGUCUGGACCAAGCCCGUGCUCUAUGCUACCUUUGCAUGGAUCUGGGUCUGCUUCUUCAUGCUGGCCCUCCAGUCGUCAAUCAUGUCCGUGGCCUCCGUCAACGCAUACGCCAACUUCAGCACCGCUCCCGCCUACACCACCGCUCAGAUCCUCGCAACCAUUAUUGGCGGAGUGCUGAAGCUGCCAAUUGCAAAGCUGCUCAACAUCUGGGGCCGUACUGAAGCCUACCUCGUCUUCUUCGGCGUCUACCUGCUCGGCAUUCUCAUCAUCGCAUCUAGCGAUGGUGUCAACAGCUAUGCCGCCGGUUAUGUCCUGUACUGGAUCGGUUACGAUGCCGUCUACCUCAUCCUCGAUAUUUUCGUGGCUGAUACCACCGGCCUCCGCAACCGAGCAUUCGCAUGGGGUUUUGUGUCGACGCCAUUCAUCUGCACUGCCUUCACUGGACCCCUUGCAGGUCAGGCGUUCUUGGACACUACCACUUGGAGAUGGGCGAUUGGUGCAUUCUGUAUCAUUCAGCCUGUCGUCUUCCUUCCAUUGGCCAUUGUAUUCAAGUUCUACCAGCGCAAAGCUGAGAAGAUGGGUCUGCUGAAGAGGGAGAGCUCUGGUCGCACUGCGAUGCAGUCGUUCAUGCACUACUUCCACGAGUUUGAUAUCGUCGGCUGCGUCCUACUCAUGCUGGCAUUCGUCCUCUUCCUACUCCCAUUCUCCCUCCAGUCCUACGGCCGAGCCUCAUUCACCUCCGCCACCUUCAUCGCCAUGGUCGUAAUCGGCGUCUGCCUCUUCCCAGUCUUCUACGUCUGGGAACGCUACUUCGCUCGCGUCCACUUCGUCCGCUGGGAGCUCAUCCGCGAACCUACCGUUCUCGGAGCCUGCGUCCUCGCCGCCGUCCUCUACUUCAGCUUCUACUCCUGGGACCUCCAAUUCUACAACUACGUCAAAGUCACCUACGCCCUCACCGUCCGAGAUGCAGGCUACAUGGCACAAAUCUAUAACGUAGGUUCGUGCUUCUGGUCUCCUGUCUUUGGUGCUUGGGUUUACUACUCGAAGCGCUUCAAGAAUGCUUGUCUCUUCUUCGGUUUGCCACUCAUGUUCCUCGGAUCUGGUCUCAUGGUUCAUUUCCGUGGAGGCGACUAUGGUAUCGGAUACGUCGUGAUGUGCCAGAUCUUCAUCGCCGUCGCUGGAGGAACUCUCGUCAUUGGCGAAGACAUGGCUGUCAUGACCGCUGCUGACCGCGAAGGUGUGCCAAUGAUGUUAUCUAUCAUCUACCUCGCUUCCAACAUUGGUGGCUCAAUCGGUACUGCUGUCUCCACUGCCAUCUACGGCAAUACUUUCACUGAAGCGCUUUCGCGAGCUUUGCCUGCCAAUCUUCAAGACCAGGUUCAGAAGAUUUAUCUUGGAGGUUAUCUACUCCAGGAGACUUACAACCCGGGCACUGUUGAGCGCACCGCGAUCAAUUAUGCUUGGGGACAAGUGCAGUAUUACAGCUGUAUUUCUGCUGUGUCGGUUCUCGUUCUUGCAAUUCCGGCGAUUGCCAUUUGGAAGAAUUACCGUGUUGAUAAGCAGCAGAAUAAGGGUGUGAUGAUCUGAGCGGAAGUUGAGGCUGGAGGAUCACAGGACGAGGGAAAGAUGUUGGGUAUGGCUUGACUGUGAGCAGGAUGGACUGUUCGAUCAUCUGCGUAUUGCACGGCUGGCUAGCUGUCAGUCUGGAUUGAUUGCAUGCCAGCUUUUCUGAUGUGAGCAUCGAGAGUAUGCAUGAUCAGCAUUGCACAGAGAAAAACAUGUUCAUGGAAAGCAAGCAUGGAGACAAUGCAAGGAGAUUGAUGGUUUCCUUUGACAUCGAAGCAUAAGACUAAUGGCGUUCGUAGCUUUAUACCCCAGGUAUCUGUUUACUUCACUUCAGUACGAUGCCCCAUUUCAAUCGUGCAAGUAAGCGGAGCAGCCAGCAUGGUCAUCCACUCUACGGAAGGCUAGAUGUCGAUUGGUAUCGGAACAUGUCAUGUUGGGUUUUCAUCGUUCUUUAUUGUGGCGC
Cercospora beticola is the source of this 2514-nucleotide messenger RNA. RefSeq names its product Siderochrome iron transporter 2 (gene SIT2). The record is from RefSeq and is a predicted model, not a curated record. Gene Ontology annotation, cellular component: plasma membrane. Gene Ontology annotation, biological process: transmembrane transport. Gene Ontology annotation, molecular function: transmembrane transporter activity. NCBI's taxonomy places the organism in Eukaryota, Fungi, Ascomycota, Dothideomycetes, Mycosphaerellales, Mycosphaerellaceae.